UGCUGGAGAGGGUGGACUUGGGUGGGGGAGCAGAGAAGUAAACUCUGCAGUUCUGGGGCUGUCAGGAGUCAGUGAGGGGCUGCAGUUCGUGGACAGACAACUCUAGCUCAUCUAUCAGGUGCAGUCUGGACCAAGGGUUUCUUUUAUCUUGCUCUGGACGGACAGUUCCUGUGUGCAAGAAGUAUCAUUAGACAGUUUCAGAUAUUGCAAUCACUUCAAAAAGCCAACAUGAAAGAAGCUGAGAAACCACAUGCAGAGGACAAAUUCUGCGGUAUUUCCAGGCUUAAGGUAUUUCUGCUGGCGCUAUCACUUGCAUUUGUUGGUAAAACAAUGUCUGGUGCUUAUAUGAACAGCAUGUACACACAGAUAGAGAAACAAUUUAAUAUUCCAGCUUCUUUAGUGGGGAUCAUUAAUGGAAGCUUUGAAAUUGGUAACUUGCUGCUAAUAGCAUUUGUGAGUUACUUUGGAGGAAAGCUUCACAGACCCAGAAUAAUUGCUUUGGGCUGCACAGUUCUGUCAUUUGGAUGUCUUUUGAUAUCACUUCCUCAUUUCCUAAUUGGAAGGUAUCAUAUUGAAAGCAGCAUUUCACCAUUGGAGAAUUCUUCAGUCAUGCCUCUGUGCUUUGUUAAUCAAAGCCUGUUCUCUUUACCUACAGAAGAACCAUCAACAGAGUGUGUAAAGGAGUCUGGGUCCUUGCUGUGGAUAUUUGUUAUGGUUGGAAACAUAGUGCGAGGAAUGGGUGAAACUCCCAUCAUACCUUUAGGCAUUUCAUAUUUGGAGGAUUUUGCCAAAACAGAGAAUUCACCUUUCUACCUGGGUUGUCUACAUACAGCAACAAUAAUUGGCCCCUUCAUUGGUUUCUUGUUGGCAUCAUUCUGUGCAGAACUGUUUGUUGAUCUGGAAUCAGUAGAUCCAGGGGAUGUAACUAUAACAGAUACUGAUACCCGCUGGGUUGGAGCAUGGUGGCUGGGAAUUUUGAUUUGUGCAGCACUGAAUCUUCUUGCAGGAGUACCUUUUUGGUUUUUGCCCAAGUCACUUGUGAAGGAAGGAGAAACCAAUGAACCUGAGGAGACGUGUAAAAAGAGGGUAGUACUAUUGCAAGAAAAUGAAAAAAAGGAAGCCAAAGAGACCAUGUAUGAAAUUGCUAAAAAUUUCAUCCCAUUCCUCAAAGCUUUGUUUCUCAACCCAGUUUAUAUGUUAUUUAUAUGCAUAACUGUGCUACAGUUCAGCGCCUUCAAUGGCAUGGUAUCCUUCAUGCCUAAAUAUCUGGAACAGCAAUUUGGAAAAUCUGCAUCAGAUGCCAUCUUUUUAAUCGGUGUUUACAACUUACCAGUUAUAUGUGUUGGGUAUUUUUUUGGAGGCCUAUUCAUGAAGAAAUUCAAGAUAAAUAUCUAUCACGCUGCGCACAUAGCAUUUUGGGUAUCUUUACUGGAAUACCUUCUCUACUUUGCUGCCUAUUGGACUGUCUGUGACACUUCACCAGUUGCUGGCCUAACAGUUUCCUAUGAAGGAAUAGAACAAGUUUCAUAUGCAGAAAGUACUGUACUUGCUGGCUGCAACAGGGACUGUGAUUGCGCACUUAAAAUCUGGGACCCGGUUUGUGGAAAGAAUGGAAUCACUUAUGUGUCGCCUUGUCUUGCUGGGUGUAAAGCCUCAAGAGGAACUGGAAAAAGUGUGGUAUUUGAAAAUUGUACCUGUGUAGCAGCCUCAGAGUUUUCAUAUCAAAAUGCCUCUGCAGUUCUGGGCCAGUGUGACAGAGGAGAAAGCUGUGACAAGAUGCUUCAUUACUUUUUAAUACUGCAAUUAGUCUGCAGCUUCAUUUUUUCCUUAGCAGCCAUGCCUGGGUACAUGGUCUUAAUAAGGUCUCUAAAACCUGAAGAAAAGUCAUUUGGAGUGGGUAUCCAUGAACUAGCUUCGAGAGUAUUUGCUGGAAUUCCAUCUCCCAUUUAUUUUGGAGCUUUGGUAGAUACCACAUGCUUGAAGUGGGGUACUAUGACUUGUGGUGGAGAAGGAGCAUGUAGGAUGUAUAACAUUGUCACAUACAGGUGGCUCUACCUUGGCCUGCCAGCAAUAUUACGUGGAGUAUCCUAUUUCCCAUGUGCACUAAUUCUCUUUAUUUUAAAGAAGAAACUUAAAUCUGAAAGCAAAACCUUGUUAAAUACACCAAUAGAAUUGCAGAAUAAAGGACAAUAAGCAUUGAUAUAGCAUUUCAAAGCAGGAUAUAUUGUGAAAAAAAAAAAAGCAACCUUGCAGUGUAAAUUUUGCAUGUAUCCUUGUGAAAGAUUUCUUACUUUAAUCAGUGAAAUUUUGGACAGAGAUUAAUAGAAUUGCACGUGGUUAUAUCCUAAUUAUAUUCUCACUAGAAUAUCAGUUCAUAAACAAAAGUUACAGGAAAAAUGUAUUUGGUGCAAAAGUACAAGGAGCAGAAAUAUGAAAAUUUAUGAAAUGCCAGGUUUAAGUCAUCUGAGCAAAGGGCUAUGAAGCAGAAACAUAUUUUCAAUCCCGGUUUCAUUGAAGGUAGCGUGAGUUUUGCAACUGACACCAGUGAUGUCAGAUUUUGUUCUGGAAUUCUCCAACAGCUUCUGCUACAGCUUCUCUUACUGACUGUAGGCAGGACUUGUAGCUUUCGUGGACCUGUUUUUUUUCCAUGAAUUUAUAUAAUUAUGUUGUCAGUCUUUUCAGGCAAGGACUGUUAUUCUACACAGUGUAGGUGGUCAAUGUAUUGGGAACCUGGUUUAUGGCAUGACCUGAAUGUUGCAGUAAUAACAACAAAUAAAAAAUAAAAAAUAUAUACUUUCUAAAUGCUGUGUUAUGAUGAUGUUUUAAGGUUUGCAUACAGCAUGGACAAGGAAAAGUUUUCAGGAUUUGUCACUUCAGUUGCUUUCACAGUAGAAGGGAAUAACUUAUACACUGAGAGUGAUAAAUGAUACUUGCAAGUGUUUUGCCCAUUGCACUGCUGUGUGCCAAAUCCUAUACCUUCUCAUGCCUACUGAAAUUAUUCUUUGAAUGAUACAAAACAUUAGUUAUCCUGAUCUUUGUCCAACUUUUAUUUCUGUCAGAUAUAAUGCUAUAAUGAAUGUAGUACCCAUCUGGUGUUCAGCAUCAGUGAGCCAUUGCCCUAAGAUGUCUUAAAUAUCUCAGGAAAAGACCCUAAAUAUCUCUAGAGAAAACCAUACAGAAAACCCUGCUGACAGGGUAUAUAUCACACUAGGUGUUUAUUUGUUUAUUUGGUUGAGUACAGUACAUACAUAUUUAGCUGGAUGUUUGGUUCCAGUGCAGAGGAACUUAGGUCUGUCUGAAAGUGGCCAAGCAAGAACUUCUCAAGCCCUUUUAUUAAAACUGUUGGAACUCCCCAUUAUUCCUCCCCCUAAAGUAUUAUAUUUCCCCCAAAGUAAUUACAUUAGGUUAUAUUCUGUUUUACUUCAGGGUAUCUUAAUAACACCAUGUGUGUAUGUGCUUGGAAUUUCUUCAUGUCCCCCAGAGAAUCAAGGACAGAAGAUCAAUUUCUUUCCAUAGACCAUGAGUUUAGCUCCAGAGUUUAAAGUUUCUUCAAAUACAGUAGGUUCUUAAAAUUAAUUGUACGUUUCUGCUGUUUCCUUGCAUUCUAUCGUCAGUUGCUGGAGAGAAGAGGACAGCACCUACCACUGAGCUUCCCCUCCUCAGGAAGUUGCAUAGAGGUCACCUCUUGGCCUCUUCUCUCCAGACUGGACUACCCAGUGUCAUCAACCUCACCUCAUACUACAACCUGUGGAAGAGGAAUGGAAAAGGAAAACAUGAUGCAGUCUGUAGCAGAGCAGAGCAGAGAAUACAAUUCUCUGUUAUGCCUCAGGUCUUCCAGAGGCUUCCUGAAUAUUUGAAGCACAGCUGAUUUUCAGCAUUGUUCCUGCUGCCCUGGGGAACUUACUGAAAGCCACCAUUCUCCCUUGGGGGUAUUAAAUUCCCCCAAAGCUAGAGGUAAAAUUCUUUUGAAGGCAUUGGCACAGUUUGGUGCCAAGGUAACCUGGGAAACUGAAAAGAUACAGUGCACUGAGGUUUCACAGCUGUAGCACACAAAAGGGCCUUGUUAGGUAGACAAAUCUGUGCCAUUUAAAUGGACUACUGCCAAAAAGUCAGGACUAGUUAACUCAGUGUGUUUGGAAAUGGAAGGAAGCAGACAGGAAAGUCUCCAGGUUUUAAAUUUAGCCUUUUAGUCCACGCAUUCAUUUUCUUUUUAAUUGUUCCAGUUCAUCUGCUUGAGAAUGUGGCAGCAUUACAGGCCACCUUCAACAGAUGUUUUGAAAUCAUUAGCCUGCUACUCAAUCUGUUUACCAACUUAGAAGGUGGUGACUGGAGAGCUGGCAGGAUGAUGACGGUAGAUAGGUUUCUUGGCAUACGUCAAAGGUGGGAACAUUACUACUGCAGAGCAAAACCAGCAAAUGGAGAGUACAUGUCAUUCCAAAGUAAUCAUCAUAACACCUUUAUGAUAUGCUGUGUCUGGUAAAACAAGCAUUCCUGGGAUUGGGUCGGGAGGUUAAAAAAAUAUUCUUGGACCUAUUCCUUCAUAUGUAAAGCCAAACCUUAGACUUGAACCUUCCAAGUUCUGAGCAUGGUGACCUCGAUUCAGGAAAGCAUUUUAGCAUGUGCUUGACUUAAAAAUGAAUGGCCUCAUUGAUGUUUAUUGUUUAGGUAGGCGAUGUUGGAUGUUUGAAGACUGAGCCCCAAGCUGCCAUUGUUUUGACACUCCUUUGAACAGAGGCUACUUGCUUUGCUACUUGCACCACAACUUGCAUCAGCACUGUAGGUAACACAAGCCACAAAUGAGAAUAAUGCCAAUAGAAGUAACUCUAAGUGUAAACGAUUUGUUUGUUUGUUUGUUUUGUUUAAUAAAAUAGUAGCAUGCGAAUGUUUGAAUUGAUUAAGCCCCAUAUCAAAUUGUUAAAAAUAGACAGUAAGAUUUCCUGAGUGCCCGGGAGGUGGGCAGGGAGAUUCCACAGUGCAAACUACCACAAUACUUUAUCACUGAAAUUUCAGCUCAGUCAGUGCCUACAAGUUGAAUUUUGAUCCUUAAACCCACCAAGUGGAAGGCAAGGUUCUGGAUACAGAUGCUGCCUGACAAUGGGAAACAAACGCUCUUCUGGCAGUGUGACCGAUGUUACCAUCUUUGAGAUAAUUUAAAGACAAUGGCACACAAACAUAUAUUUAUCUAGCAUUUUGUAUGCAAUGCCUUUUGUAAUUCCUUAUGUUCCAUUGCUUUUUUUUUUUUUUUGACCACAAUUGGGUGCUCAGCUGUCAAUUUCAAAGAAGAAACCACAAAGUUGCCAGUAUCCACUGGCAACUAUCCAUUUCAGCAGUCCACUGAAAAAUGCCAAUGCUUUACAAAAAGCAUACAUCUGUGCUUGUGAAGGGUAUGUUUCUUUUUUUAUUUACAUUAUUCUGUCUGUAUCAAUUUUUAAUUUCAUCAGUUAUUUUAUCGCCAAGUCUGUCAGUAUUUUAAAAGUCUUUAUUAACAGGUUUAUAUAUAUAUAUAGGAAAAUAUUGUGUCUUAUAUAAAUUUAAUUGUCUCCUUGUUACUUAUAGCUCAUAAGAAUUGAAACCUACUCUUUGUAAACAAUUAAAAAUUGCUGAUGAUGCAUUAUGUUCAAGCUAUUUAUUUUUAUUUAUUUAUUUAUUUAUUUAUUGUGAGAGGGGAUUCCUCACUUACUGGGAAAAAAAUGUUACCUGACAAGUUGAUUUUAAUUGAUGGGCAUA
Messenger RNA from Cygnus olor (mute swan), 5727 nucleotides. RefSeq names its product solute carrier organic anion transporter family member 1A2 (gene SLCO1A2). The transcript is spliced from 16 exons. Bases 229 to 2193 code for a protein of 654 amino acids. Lineage: Eukaryota; Metazoa; Chordata; Aves; Anseriformes; Anatidae. Gene Ontology annotation, cellular component: membrane. Gene Ontology annotation, molecular function: bile acid transmembrane transporter activity; protein binding. Gene Ontology annotation, biological process: sodium-independent organic anion transport; bile acid and bile salt transport; transmembrane transport. The record is from RefSeq and is a predicted model, not a curated record.